Gamsiella multidivaricata is the source of this 882-nucleotide messenger RNA. RefSeq lists its product as uncharacterized. The coding region runs from base 1 to 882 and encodes 293 amino acids. Lineage: Eukaryota; Fungi; Mortierellomycota; Mortierellomycetes; Mortierellales; Mortierellaceae. The transcript has 5 exons. The record is from RefSeq and is a predicted model, not a curated record.
AUGGACGUCCGUAUUGGCCGCAAGGCCAAGCAACAUCCUGGUCAGGUCGUGGUUGCCUUGAUUGACUCAGAUAUUCUCGUUCAUGGGAUGAAGGUGCUCCUCAGAAAGGGCCUCCGUAACCGCACCUCUACAUCAUAUGAGAUGGAAGACGUGACUCAGAAGCUGAGUGUCAGCGAGGCCCAAUGGAUUGUAGCCGCCGUCGUUACGAACAACGACUACACGAGCCAUGUGACAGGCCGGUCAUUCGCAAAGAGCCUCGCCAUGCUCGAGUCGUCCAAGCAGAUUCUCUUCGAUAAGGCUGAGAUCUCGGAAGAAGAUAAGGCUUCCGGCAAGAUCGGCGAGACGGAUGCGGAUAGGAUUGAGGCCGUGACCAGUGAGGUAGCCAUGAUCAUUGAGGAAGUCAUGGGAUUUGAUCAGGUCCGGGAGCCUGGCAACGUUCAACUAUAUCAGCGAGACCAUGGCAGAGCAUCCAUCAUUCCAUUCAAACUCAAAUCCGUCACGACAAAUUCCAGUAUACUCCACAGGAGGAUCAGAAAUUUUUCGACGCUCGUAAAAGGGAUGCACCACCAGGACCACAGACUUGGGGACAGCGGCGGCAGCUUUGGCUCAGCAUCAACGACACUCAAAUAUUCCAAGACAAUGCUCGGGAAUAAUAACUCCGUGAUCCAAAGAGUGAAGGGGCACCUCGAUCAGCUCGACGUACUUACGAUCCAGCCUUCGUCCACACCAGAGAGCAAAAAGGCCAAGGACGAUGUCGAGGCAGCAUUAAAGGAGAGUAUCCUGGUCAUGGAUAGCAUCACUCGGGCUGAGAAGCACAUGCUCGCUGGUACUCUGCAAACCGAUAGGCAUCAGCUCAAGUUCCACGCUUAUAGCCUGAUUUAG